AUGGGUGUUUUGUGCUUUAGUGAGUUAUUUUUCGUCAAAGAGCCCCAUGAUGCCACUGUCAUUCGGAGAGAAGCUGUUGUUUUGGACUGCCAGGCACGGGGAGAGGCGCCCCUGGACAUGAUGUGGCUCAAGAAUGGAGUAAAAUUAGUUGAGAAUGAACGGGUGUACCUGCUCCCCAAUGGCUCCCUUUAUAUUUCCGAAGUGGAGAGCAGAAGAGGAGACAAAUCAGAUGAAGGGUGCUAUCAGUGCCUUGCUCAGAACAAGUAUGGAACAAUCCUGAGCCAGAAAGCCCGUCUUACAAUCGCAAGUAUGUCCUCUUUUGCACUUCAGCCGACAUCCAUAGUGGUGACUGAAGGCUCAGUUGCCAGGUUAUCCUGUAAAAUCAGCGCUCACCCUCCUCCAAUCAUCACUUGGGAGUUCAAUCGGGUCACAUUACCCCUCUCCUCUGAAAGAAUCACGGUCUUGCCCAGUGGAGUUCUUCAGAUCCAUGGGGUGAAGCGAGCAGAUGCUGGGCACUACCGCUGCAUUGCCACUAACAUCGCCAGCCGUCGCCGAAGCACAGAGGCCACUCUCACUGUCACCCCAGCUCCCGGCCCCAAGCUUCCCCAGAGGCCACGAAUCAUUGCUGGACCACAGAACAUCUCAGUGUCCCUGCACCAGAGUGCCAUCCUUGAGUGCCUGGCCACAGGAAACCCACGACCCCUCAUCUCCUGGAGCCGAGCUGAUAGCAAGUCUAUUGAUGUUUACAACAGCAAAGUGUUGGGAAAUGGCAACCUGAUUAUCACAGACAUCAAGCCGCAGCAUGGAGGAGUCUAUAUGUGCAGAGCCACAACCCCCGGCACUCGGAAUUAUACUGUUUCAUCAGCCAAUGUCACUGUGUUAGCACCACCUUCCUUUGUGGAAUGGCCUGAGAGCUUGACCCGCCCACGUGCUGGCACUGCCCGCUUCGUGUGCCAUGCCGAAGGAGUUCCAGCACCUCAAAUAACAUGGUUCAAGAACGGGAAGAAAGUUCAUUCCAAUGGCCGGAUCAAGAUGUAUCACAGCAAACUGGUCAUCAACCAGAUCAUCCUCGAAGAUGAUGCCAUUUAUCAGUGCCAGGCAGAGAAUGAGCUGGGAUCGGUCCUCUCCAUGGCGAGGCUCAUCGUGGUAAUGUCAGAGGACCGACCCAGCGCACCCAGAGAUAUCCGAGCUGAUACUGUGUCGAGCACCGCUAUCCUUCUGGCUUGGGAGAGUCCUCAGUAUAACUCUGAUAAAGUCAUAGCCUACUCUGUGCACUACAUGAAGGCUGAGGGAUUGAACAAUGAAGAAUAUCAAGUAGUCAUUGGAAAUGAUACAACUCGGUACAUUGUUGAUGAUCUGGAGCCGGCUCGGAACUACACCUUCUACGUGGUGGCCUACAUGCCCAUGGGAGCCAGUCGCAUGUCGGACCAUGUCAUCCAACACACACUUGAAGAUGUUCCCCUCCGGGCUCCAGAGCUCAGCCUUACCAGUCGCAGCCCCACAGACAUCCAAGUGUCUUGGCAGCCUCUUCCAAAGAAGCUGAGUCGUGGGCACGUUUCCAGCUACCGCUUAUCCUACCGCACCAGCUCAGAGAGUGCAGUGUCACAGAUAGAGCUACCCGGAGGGAUGACCCAUCAUCUCCUGGAAAACCUGCAGCCAGACACCAUCUACCUUCUGCGCAUUGUGGCAGCCACCAGUGUAGGGUUGGGCGAGCAGUCUGCCUGGACGUCUCACCGAACUCCAAAGGCAUCCGGUGCUCAAGUACCACUGGCCCCUGAGCUGCGCCUGGAGCCUUUGAACUGCACCACUAUUUCAGCACAGUGGCAGCUGACAUCCAGAAAGGCAGCCACCUUGCAGGGCUACAAACUUUUCUACCACGAGGAGAGCCAGCCCGAGAGUCCUCCUGUUCAGUUGCAUGCCUCUGCCAAUACACACAUCAUCGAAGGCCUAGAUCCAAGAAAGAAGUACCAUGUCAAGCUUCUGGCUUAUAAUGUUGCUGGAGAUGGUUACCAAGCAGACCAGACUGUUAGCACGCCUGGAUCUGUUCGAGAUCGCCUGGUACCCCCACCGCCUCCUCCACACAAUGUGCAUGCCAGGGCUAACAGCUCAUCUGCGGUUUUUCUGCACUGGGCCAGACCAGCCUUCACCUCCAGCCAAACUGUCAACUACGCCAUCCGCUGCAACCCGGUCGGCCUGCAGAACGCCUCGCUGGUGCUCUACCUGCAGACGAGUCAUCAGAGCCUCAUGGUGCGAGAUUUGGAGCCUAACACUAAGUACGAGUUUGCCAUUCGCCUUCAUAUUGACCAGCUGUCCAGCCCGUGGAGCCCUGUGGUCUAUCAGAGUACUUUCCCCGAUGCUCCCACACAACCUCCAUCCAACAUCAAAGUAGCUCUGAUUGAAGAGGACACAGCACUGGUUUCCUGGAAGCUCCCAGACGAAGCCAAUGUACCUGUGACUCACUACACAAUCCUGUAUGCCUCCAGGAGUGACUGGAUCGCUGGGAAAUGGCAAAUCCUGCAAAAAGAAGGGAGUGUUACCAUGGCCCUGCUGGAGAACCUCAAGCCGGGUCAGGUGUACUUGGUGAAGGUUUCUGCAUCCAACAACAUGGGCGAUGGGCCGUUUUCUCCUGCGGUGGAACUGACUUUAAGAACAGAUCCCUACGCUGGUAAUGAUAUCUGGCCCUCUCGUGGCUCCUCGCACUCCACAGGCUUUUCUGACAGCUUCUAUCACCUGGACCAAAAGUCAAUGACGGGUAUCAGUGUGGGAGUCUUCAUCGCUCUCAUCUGUAUCAUCAUCUGCGCUUUCAUUAUCAUUUGCAGGGGCAAACACAGUAAACUUUCAGCUGUCAAAACUCCCCAAGAGCAGCCAAGCACAUCUGCUGCAGCUGCAGGACAUCUGGGAGAGGAGGGACAAGCAGAAAAUACAGAAGAGGCCAUGCCCAUGAUCAUCAGUCAAAGCCAUUUCCUCGAUGCCAAGGGUGGAACGAAUCUCAUCAUUAACUCUCUCGGCCCUGUGCAGCUCAGCUCUCAGAAGAAAAAGAAGUGGUCUCUUUUCAGAAGCGAUGUGAAAAAGGACAGCAAAGCAGCUCAGAAUAAGAGACACGGGGUGGUGUCCUACCAGGCAGGCACCACAGUGCUGACCUUCGAGGAAGAGCUUUCCAUUUCUCCAAACCAGCCCACCACCCUGCAGUGCCUGCUUGGACGCCCCGGCGACAUGGAGGGAUCUUCCAACAGCGAGGGCAGUCACGAAACUGGAGAUUCGGGUCGCUAUUCUCAAGAUGAGACGGAGUUGACAAACUUAUCCUCCAAUCCCAGCAGUCGCCCCCCGUCCCUGAGUGCCGAGGACAGCGGAGACUCGGACUGCGGCAGUCCUGCCGAAAAACUGAGCAAGCUGUCCAUAAAG
Molecule: messenger RNA, 3402 nt
Organism: Menidia menidia (Atlantic silverside)
Lineage: Eukaryota; Metazoa; Chordata; Actinopteri; Atheriniformes; Atherinopsidae
Source: the annotation of a GenBank genome assembly